UCCUCGCUCUCGCUUCUCAUCUCCAUCUCCCUAUCUCUUUCUCUCUCUUAAUUUGAUGUAACCCUAGUAUUUUGCGUGAAGAGCUUGAAGUUAUAAUGGAGGACGGCAUGGUUUUCGGUGACGACGAGGAAGAGCUUGUGAGGGAGCUUCUCAACGUGGAGUCUCCCCUCUUCAUGACGAUGGACCCGUCGACGGAGUCGUCUGAUCAAGAGGCCGCCAUCAAGAGGCUCAUGUCCAACGUCUAUUCGGGCCCCACGAUCCAGGACAUCGAGAGCGCCUUGUUCUUGAGCACCCACCACAUGGAUGCUCAACCACCACGAGAUUAUUCACCAGCCAGGGUUCAAACUUCGUCGUUUCAGAGGGGGCUCAAUAAGAUCGAGCACAAGUAUACGCUUAAGAUAAAGAGUUGUGGAAAUGGGGUGACCGAUGACGGAUACAAAUGGAGGAAAUACGGCCAAAAGUCUAUCAAGAACAGUGCCAAUCCGAGAAGCUACUACAAGUGCACGAACCCAAGGUGCAACGCCAAGAAGCAGGUGGAGCGAUCCAGCGACGACCCGGACACGCUCAUCGUCACCUAUGAAGGUCUCCACCUCCACUUCGCGUACCCUUACUUCCCCCUCGACCAGGCCCACCAAUUGGACCCGCCAGUCAAGAAGCCCAGGAAUGACGCUUCGUCGACCGACGCCCAAGCCCACGAUAAGGCCAAUCAAGUCCAGGAAGCGGAAGGAAGCGCCGCAGCCUUCACGACCCGGCCAGCCCAAACUGCGAUCGAAGACUGUCCUCUUGGCUCGACCCAAGAAGCGAUCGGCCGCCAAGGGCUUGGGCUUCUCGAAGACGUGGUGCCCUUCAUGAUUAGGAACCCAACGAGGAGCAACGUCGUCUUGGCCCAUUCGUCGUCUUCGUCUUCUUCGUCGUACAACCACGUCUCGCCUCCAAAUUCGCCUUCUUAUCAGUCAAGCUCCCCGAGUUAUGCACCGCCGUACUAUGGCAUAGGGCUUGGUCCAUGCAUCAAGUGAACAUGCGCGCACAUGCGUUAAAGUCGUGUAUAGUUUAAGAAGGCGAAUAAUUAGGCAAUGUUUCCAAGGUUUCUUUGCAUGUGACAGGAACGUACCGGUUCAUCUAUAUAUAUAGCUGUAAUACGCGAUAGUGAUAUUAUUAUUAUGGUAAAGUCCAGCUUGUGAAUUGUUAUUCAAUUUUAUGGUGCUUUUGAGUCGU
Rhodamnia argentea is the source of this 1215-nucleotide messenger RNA. Its product is annotated as probable WRKY transcription factor 49. The transcript is spliced from 3 exons. The coding region runs from base 96 to 1016 and encodes 306 amino acids. Gene Ontology annotation, biological process: regulation of DNA-templated transcription. Gene Ontology annotation, molecular function: sequence-specific DNA binding; DNA-binding transcription factor activity. The record is from RefSeq and is a predicted model, not a curated record. NCBI's taxonomy places the organism in Eukaryota, Viridiplantae, Streptophyta, Magnoliopsida, Myrtales, Myrtaceae.